This is a messenger RNA of Sporothrix schenckii 1099-18, 354 nucleotides long. RefSeq lists its product as uncharacterized. Lineage: Eukaryota; Fungi; Ascomycota; Sordariomycetes; Ophiostomatales; Ophiostomataceae. Bases 1 to 354 code for a protein of 117 amino acids. The record is from RefSeq and is a predicted model, not a curated record. The transcript is spliced from 2 exons.
AUGGAGCGGAGUCGAUGUGAUCGGGUCGAAAGGGCCACUCUGAAAGCGACCGGAUGGACACACAGAGGCUUCCCUAGUCUCUCGUGGAAUCACCAGAUGGCUGCAGCCUGGUCGGACGGAGGAACGAGUAAGACGAAUGUCGAGGAAGGACCAGAAAGGCUGGAACAGGGAGCCGCUGCCAGCUUUUGGCGUGGAAAACAAGGCCCGGGAGUUCCUAACGCCCGAGCCAGCCAACCGACGGACAAGAGCAUCGCCCGGACUCAAGGAACGGCGACGACAACAACAGCCACGGGCCCGAUAAACGAGAAAUGGAAGACGGACAACAACCCCGAGUGCGGUGCUCUGAAACUAUAA